AUGUUAUCUUUACUUUCUUCAUCAUCUUCAACUUUAAAACAAAAUCAUCAUCAUCAUCAUCAAUGUACUGAAUGUCGAAAAUCAUUUGCCACACAUAGUGGACUCAAACAACACAUGCAUAUACAUAAAACAAUCAAACCUUAUACAUGUGAAAUCUGUUCGAAAGCUUAUACUCAAUCAUCGAAUUUAUGUCGUCAUAAACGCAUUCAUUCACGUGAAAUCAAAUGUCCAACAUGCUUGAUUACAUUUCCGAACGGACAAUUCUAUGUAAGACACAAGAAAUCUUGUGUAUCAAAUCAACAAUCUCAGAAAAGCAACUUCAACGAAGAAAAUAAAUGUAAAGCAAUUGGUGCUGCCGCUACUCAAGUGUAUCAUUCAUUAGCAAAUAAUUCCACAAAAGAAAGUUUAAUUUCUCCAACACUUCCGUUAGACGCAUGGACACUUCUGCACAAACAAAUCUUAUUCCAUCUAUAUCAACAGCAGCAGCAACAACAACAACAACAACGACAAGACGACGAAGACGAAGAAGAUGAACAAAGUCUAUGUGAUACACCAUUGGAUCUGACCAUUCCGAAGAAAAGUUCUAUUGAAGAUGAAUCGAAUAGUAGUAGUAUGAUAUCGGAUGAGGAGGAUGAAGAUGAAAAACAGCAAAUCGAACAUCAACAACAUCGUUUACAUGGAAAUGGUUAUUACGAAUGCGAAUUUUGCUCGAAACAAUUUCCUCGUGCUGCGAAUCUCACCAGACAUUUGCGAAGUCAUACAGGUGAACAACCGUAUACGUGUUUAAUGUGUACACGUGCAUUUAGCAUCUCAUCGAAUUUACAAAGACACAUUCGAAGUAUUCAUCAUAAAGAACGACCUUAUGGAUGUAAUGAAUGCGGAAAACGUUUUGGUCAACAAACAAAUCUUGAUCGUAAUUGA
Messenger RNA from Adineta ricciae, 921 nucleotides. NCBI's taxonomy places the organism in Eukaryota, Metazoa, Rotifera, Eurotatoria, Adinetida, Adinetidae. The record is from the annotation of a GenBank genome assembly.